Messenger RNA from Desarmillaria tabescens, 1007 nucleotides. RefSeq lists its product as uncharacterized. The coding region runs from base 160 to 921 and encodes 253 amino acids. The record is from RefSeq and is a predicted model, not a curated record. The transcript has 2 exons. Lineage: Eukaryota; Fungi; Basidiomycota; Agaricomycetes; Agaricales; Physalacriaceae.
UUCUAUACUACUUGUGUGACUACAUCUAGGAUUGGGGUAUGCGAGGUUGGUGAUAUAUGUCCUGAGAAGUGAUAGGGGCAUAGACAGCUUUCCACAAUGCGUUAAACGAGUUUGUUGUCUCAGUUUCUUUCAUCACCGUCGAUAUUUUCACCCAUCCCCAUGCCACAGUUAACCGUUACCAUCUCGCCCUCCAUUGCGGAGAUGACGAGAAGCACUGCAGAAUUGGCAUUCACUUCAACUUUAAACUCUGCUCCCGAUCUUCGAAUUGAUGUGGAUUCGUUGGCGUACAUGGGUCCUCAUUCUAUCGUGUACCGUGCAAAUCUGGCAGGCCUGAACGUUGUUCUCAAAUUUUCCACCAACGAGCAGUCUUUCGAGGAUCUCACCCGCGAGGCGGACGUCUAUCAAGGUCCUCUUGCCCCUGUCCAAGGCUCUCUGAUACCCCGUUUUCAUGGCUACUACAAGAACGAACGUCAGGGCUGUUUGAUCUUGGAGGACUGUGGAAAACCGGCAGCAUAUCUCAGUUUUUCAGAGCUUUCGAGGGAGGAACGGAAGAAAAUCCUUCACGUCCUCACAGAGUUUCAUCGUCUCACGGGCCUUCAUCCCGAUGACUUUGCCGAGCGGAAUGUUGUCUGUAUGGACGGAAAAUAUAAGCUCAUUGACUUCCACGAACUCAUCGAACACGAAUGUCACCCUGGACUUGUAGUUCAGAUGAGAUGGCCCACCGACAUGGUGUGCACCCAUCUUUCAGUCGCGGUCAUCGACAUGGAUCUCCUCCCGGAUGACAGUACGUCUGCUCGCACGUAUCCUGUCUUAGCUAACCAUGCACGUUUCAGUCAAAUAUCCGCUGGUUACUAUCGGCAAUGUGCCGUAUCUUGCCCGGAACUACCCUCCCAAGCACAUCAUCGAUGCACUACUACCUGACUGGUAUGACCCUAAUCUAUGGUUGUCCACCAACAAGAUGCUGGAAUGGCUCGGAAAUGUCCAGAGGGACUAUAGAAACGGCCGUG